Salvelinus sp. IW2-2015 is the source of this 3600-nucleotide messenger RNA. NCBI's taxonomy places the organism in Eukaryota, Metazoa, Chordata, Actinopteri, Salmoniformes, Salmonidae. The record is from RefSeq and is a predicted model, not a curated record.
CUACGUAAGGUGGACCCCUCAGCUGUUUUGAGAGGGUUCAUAUUAUUUUUUAUUUAUUUUGUAACCAUUAGCAAUGUAGUAUGGUAGUUGUAAGAGUAUAUUCGAUUAAUUAGUAUAUCAAAGAAGACAGGGGAUCAUGCAUAAUGUAAACGGGAACUGGUAAAUUUACAGAAUAAACCCUCCCAAGGCAUUGGAAAGUUUCCCGAUAAUUGAGGCGCUCAUGGGGAGUUUUGUACUGGUGUGCCUUCGUUCCUGGAAGAGGCCAGACUAGUUGGUUAGUGUGAGGAGUGUGCUUUGCCUGUCAUCGGUAUUGCCUUGUCCCUAUCUACAGAGACACUCGGGCUGUAACUGUGUCGGCUAGAAGGGCAUUACGAGCCUGGCGGUAACGUUAGCUGAAACUUGACGCCGUCGAUCCCGGUUGUUGUUGUUCUGUGGAGUGGGUUUAUUUGAAAUUAUAUUCCGAUUACCGUCCAAAUCGGAACGAUCAGAGAAACAGAAGGCUGGGAUUAGACACAGGGGAGAAAUUGGGUGAAAGAGCGCGUGCUCUGAGCGCCGCAGAAUCGCAGUAGGCUACYUUGUAUCAAGUAGUUGUUGCUGAUAACGCAAUACAGUGUUACUUUACUGAAAUACCAGCGGGAGACGAUUCAGGAAUUUAUUGUAUUCGAAGUUUUUCGCCAAACCGUUUGCAGUUGUCAAGGACAUUUGUGUGACUGUUCCUGUGUCGUCUCUCUGCGCCCCUGUAUGUCCCCUGGCCACCCCCGGCCUAUCAUAGAGACGCUGAGCUCAGGGACUGCGCUGUUGUAGGACACCAUGGCUCUGGGUCUUCCAUCCUCCUCCAUGGGCCCUUGGUCGCGGCUGCUACUGGGACCAUUGCUGGUCCUGCUGGUGUCUGGGCUGGGCAUGGCCCUUGGUCAGAGGGUUUACACCAACACAUGGGCCGUCCACAUCGCUGGAGGACCAGACGAGGCUGACCGCAUUGCCAGUAAACAUGGCUUCGUCAACCAUGGCAAUGUAUUUGGUGACCUCUAUCACUUCCGGCACCGUUCUGUGGAGAAGAGGUCUCUGUCGGAUCACCGAGGGACGCACGUCCAUCUACAAAAAGAGCCUCAGGUGACGUGGGCAGAACAGCAGGUGGUGAAGAGUAGGAAGAAGAGGGACAUCUACACGGAGCCCUCGGACCCCAAGUUUACCCAGCAGUGGUACCUGUACAAUACUAAUCAUCGUGACCUGAAUGCUAAAGGUGCAUGGGAGCUGGGCUACACUGGGAAGGGAGUGGUGGUGUCCAUCCUGGAUGAUGGUAUAGAGAAGAACCACCCAGACCUUAUAUCAAACUAUGACCCAGACGCCAGCUAUGAUGUGAACGACGGAGAUCCAGACCCUCAGCCACGAUACACACAACUCAACGACAACCGGCAUGGGACUCGUUGUGCAGGUGAGGUGGCAGCGAUGGCCAACAAUGGGAUCUGUGGAGUCGGGGUUGCCUACAACGCCAAGAUUGGAGGAGUGCGUAUGCUGGACGGCGAGGUGACCGACGUGGUGGAGGCCCAGUCUCUCAGUCUGAACCCACAGCACAUCCACAUCUACAGUGCRAGCUGGGGSCCKGAGGAUGAUGGGAAGACGGUGGAUGGGCCCGCCAAGCUCGCCAAGGAGGCCUUUCUGCGCGGAGUGACCGAGGGUCGUGGGGGCCUGGGCUCCAUCUUUGUGUGGGCGUCAGGGAACGGCGGGCGUGAGAAGGACAGCUGUAACUGUGACGGCUACACCAACAGCAUCUACACCCUGUCCAUCAGCAGCUCCACCCAGAACGGCAAUGUGCCCUGGUACAGCGAGGCCUGRUCCUCCACCCUCGCCACAACCUACAGCUCUGGCAACCUCAACGAGAAACAGAUAGUGACAACGGACCUCAGACAGAAGUGUACUGACACCCACACAGGCACCUCCGCCUCGGCUCCACUGGCUGCUGGGAUCAUCGCCCUCGCACUGGAAGCCAAUUAAAACCUGACAUGGAGGGACAUGCAGCACUUGUCGUGGAGGACCUCUCAUCCCGCCACCUCCCACCCAACGACUGGAAUAACCAAUGGGGUCGGCCGAAAAAGCCACUCAUAUGGGUAAUGGUCUGCUUGAUGCCAGUGCGAUGUGGCCCUGGCUGAGAACUGGACCAACGUUGGGCCCCAGAAAGAAUGUGUGCUGUCCAUGGUGGCAGAGCCCAGGAACAUUGGGAGCCACCUGCUGAUCACCAAGACAGUGGACGGCUGUGUUGGGACAGCCAACCAUGUGAGCUCCCUAGAACAUGCCCAGGCCCAGCUCACCCUCUCCUACAACCGCAGGGGCAACCUGGGCAUCUACCUGACCAGCCCACAGGGUACCCGCUCCACACUGCUCGCUCCCAGGCCGCAUGACUACUCGUCAGAGGGCUUUAAUGACUGGGCUUUCAUGACCACACACUCCUGGGAUGAGGACCCCCGGGGGGAGUGGACCCUGGAGAUAAGUUCGCUCUCUCCCUCCCUCUGUCUAGGCACUCUGACUCAGUUCACCCUGGUGCUGUAUGGUACAGGCUCAGACUCUCCCAGCUCCACAGCCAAGGACCUCUCUCAGUCCAGUAACGGCAGCUGUAAGACUUUUGACCUACAGCAGAUCUGCAUUGGUAAGAAUGUUACUGUUGGUUACCAUUGGUUACUGUAAGAGAAUGUAGAUUCUGUACCUAGGGUUAGGCCACUAYGGUCUCGUAGAGCUAUGGUGUGCCCAGGCURGUUCCUGCACAGCACAAAUGCACCUAAUUAAAUCCAUCAUGGUCUAAUGGAUCAAAAGUCUGCCCCACUGUGGCUCUGCAGGCUUCAGUUACCUACCCCUACCCUAAACCUAACCAUUUAAUGAACAGGUACAUUUACACUGCACACUGUACAGGUAAGACCGGAGAGAUGAAACACUGGCUCUCCUAUCAAAAGUGUGUGGCUUGUCUCCAAAAGAUAGAUUGCGAGCUACCGGUAGAAUCAGAAAUUGUCAUGAACAUAAGGCUACCGGUUACUAUCCAAUCAGACACAUUGACAUUAUCCCACCCCUGGUUUGCCACUGUUGACUAAAAAGCCAAACGUAACACAAUAUCUGGCAAUUAAAUUCUCGCAAUAUUGCCUGUUUGGUGGACGCGUUUGUCUAAUGAUAACCGGCGUCUUGUGGGUAGACAGAAGGACUUUCCCCAUAAACCUUUUCAARUAAAUGUGAACAAACAUUUAACCUCACAGAACUAGGCUAUYUCAUGAUUAUUUGUAUCAAUUGGGUGGCCAUUGCUUUGCAAACUCUGCCAUGACAUGUUCUACAGARCUCAAAAAUGGUCUUCUGAUGUGGUUUAAGCAUUGACAUGGACUCCAUUUUCGUUGUUUCUUUAUGAAUAAUUGUUAUAUUGAGAGUWAAAAAUACAAUUAAACAGAGAUCUGAAUUUGUGAAAAUACACAUUGUAUGAGGCCUGUCAUGCCAAAUACUGUUUAUUAACCAUUAUAUUACCCGGAUAUAUUGACAGAAAGCACAAAUAUUGUUCACUAAGGAUCCGGGGAAGAGUUGCAGGGUAGAGGAGAACAAAAUAAUGUGCCUAUUUGAAAAAUAAAAAAA